UUUAAUGGAGGGCAAACAGGUUGGUUCCAGAGCAGAGAACUACAAGCCAAACCAGAGCACAAUGGUCUCAGUAUCUUCACAGCUCUAGAUCACAAACACAAAAACCAUUUCUCCAUUCUCAUUCUUCUUUUCAAAUUUCCCUCCCGUAAUUUACAAACUCAGUAAAAAUAAAAAUGGAAACUCUCUCAGUUUCCAAGCUCCUAGCUUUGUUCUUGAUGGCCUUGUUUGUGGGUCCGGAGCUCAUGAACUGCACUGUGAGCUAUGACAGGAAGGCUCUUCUCAUCAAUGGCCAAAGGAGAAUUCUUAUCUCCGGCUCCAUUCAUUACCCCAGAAGCACACCUGAAAUGUGGGAAGAUCUUAUACAGAAGGCCAAAGAUGGAGGCUUGGAUGUGAUAGACACUUAUGUGUUUUGGAAUGUUCAUGAACCUUCUCCUGGCAAAUACAAUUUUGACGGGAGGUACGAUCUAGUACGGUUCAUAAAGACGGUGCAGAAAGUAGGUCUAUAUGUUCAUCUCCGCAUUGGACCUUAUGUCUGUGCAGAAUGGAAUUUCGGAGGAUUUCCCGUCUGGUUGAAGUAUGUUCCUGGUAUCAGCUUCAGAACAGACAACGGGCCUUUCAAGGCGGCAAUGCAAGGGUUCACCCAGAAAAUUGUUCAGCUGAUGAAGGAUGAGAAGCUAUUUGAACCACAAGGUGGUCCAAUCAUUCUUUCCCAGAUCGAAAACGAGUACGGUUAUCAGAGCCGGCAAACUGGAGCCAUUGGCCAUAACUACGUGGAAUGGGCUGCGAAAAUGGCUGUGGGGUUGGACACGGAUGUUCCCUGGGUGAUGUGCAAGGAAGAUGAUGCCCCUGAUCCUGUGAUAAACACGUGUAAUGGUUUCUACUGUGAUGCCUUCACCCCCAACAAACCUUACAAGCCUAAAAUUUGGACUGAGAAUUGGAGUGGCUGGUUCUCCGAGUUUGGCGGGGCAAAUCCCCAGAGACCAGUUGAAGAUUUGGCAUUUUCUGUUGCUCGAUUCAUACAAAAGGGUGGCUCAUUCAUUAACUACUACAUGUACCAUGGAGGAACAAACUUUGGACGCAGCGCGGGAGGUCCCUUCAUUACAACCAGUUAUGACUAUGAUGCUCCAAUUGAUGAAUAUGGUUUGAUCAGGGAACAGAAAUAUGGUCAUCUCCGGGAGCUUCACAAGGCUAUUAAGUUGUGUCAACAAGCUUUAGUUUCCUCAGAUCCUACUAUUACUAGAUUAGGAGCCUAUCAGCAGGCUCACGUAUUCAGUUCGGGGUCAAUACGAUGCGCAGCGUUUCUCUCCAACUUUAACUUUAGAUCACCUGUUAGAGUGCUUUUCAAUAACUUGCACUAUGAUUUGCCUCCUUGGUCCAUUAGUAUCCUUCCAGAUUGCAAAAACGUAGUAUUUAACACAGCAAGGGUGGGAGCUCAAACCUCACAGAUGCAAAUGUCUCCGACCAGUACUAAGUUGCUCUCCUGGGAGACUUACGAUGAAGACGUUUCUUCAAUAGACGAUAGCUCGACAAUCACAGCUGUUGGUCUUCUCGAGCAGAUAAAUAUCACUAGAGAUACAAGUGACUACUUGUGGUACAUGAUCAGUGUCGAUAUAAGUUCAUCAGAAUCAUAUCUUAAGGGAGGCCAAAAACCAAUUCUUACCGUGCAGUCUGCUGGAGAUUUCCUUCAUGUUUUCAUCAAUGGGCAGUAUUCAGGCUCAGCCUUUGGGAGUAGGGACCAGAGACAAUUCACGUUUACUGGACCAGUUGAUCUCCAAGCUGGAACUAACAAAAUUUCACUCCUCAGCAUAACGGUUGGAUUACCGAAUAUUGGGUUGCACUAUGAGACGUGGAAAACUGGUAUCCUGGGUCCAGUUUUGCUGACUGGUCUUGACCAAGGAAAGAAGGACUUAACAUUUCAGAAAUGGUCCUACCGGGUUGGUCUAAAAGGUGAGGCAACGAAUGUGGUCUCUCCAAAUGGAGCCACAUCUGUUGACUGGAUGCGAGCAUCACUGGCUACCGGAAGCCAACAGCCUUUGAGAUGGCAUAAGUCUUACUUUGAUGCACCUGGGGGAAACGAGCCACUGGCUUUGGACAUGCAAAGCAUGGGAAAGGGUCAAGUGUGGAUCAACGGCCAAAGCAUAGGAAGAUACUGGACAGCUUAUGCAAAAGGUGGCUGCUCUUCAUGCACUUACACUGGGACAUUUCGGCCCUCAAAGUGUCAGACUGGUUGUGGAGGACCUACUCAAAGAUGGUAUCAUGUUCCUAGGUCCUGGCUAAAGCCAACAAAAAACGAAAUGGUGGUCUUUGAGGAACUUGGCGGAGAUGUGACAAAGAUAUCUCUAGUAAAGAAAUCAGUGUCAACUAUUUGUGGCGAUCAAUUUGAGAACCACCCCAACAUAGAUAGCUAUAAGAUCGACAGCGACGGUGGAUCAAGCGUGUCUAACUCCGCCAAGAUUCAUCUCCAGUGCGCGCCAGGGCAAACCAUAUCGUCCAUUAAGUUUGCAAGUUUUGGCACUCCUUUCGGAACUUGUGGCAAUUUCUACCAAGGCAAAUGCCACGCGGCAAGCUCUCGUGAUGUUCUCAAAAAGACAUGCACAGGUCGUGAGAGUUGCUCGGUUGGCAUAUCAAGUGGUAACUUUGGGACUGAUCCUUGCCCCGGAGUGCUCAAGCGUUUAACAGUUGAGGCUAUUUGUUCUUAAGAGGGACGAUGAUAAUUUAUUUAAUUCUUUGCCUACCUUGUUUGAAGGCAAAUGAAUAGUGAGAAAUAAGAGUGGUGAUAUUAUCACAGGAAAAAUCCAUUGAAAUAUUACCAAUUGCAAAUAUGUAAAGUGAAUGAAUAGGCAAUUCUUUUGCCUUAAGGUUUGAUAUAGAGCUAUUAUGACCUAAUAUUUUGUAAAGGAACCGAUCUCUCCAUUGAGUUCAAAGUUUGAAUACAAAAAU
This is a messenger RNA of Morus notabilis, 2940 nucleotides long. RefSeq names its product beta-galactosidase 3. The transcript is spliced from 19 exons. Gene Ontology annotation, cellular component: vacuole; cell wall. NCBI's taxonomy places the organism in Eukaryota, Viridiplantae, Streptophyta, Magnoliopsida, Rosales, Moraceae. The record is from RefSeq and is a predicted model, not a curated record. Gene Ontology annotation, biological process: carbohydrate metabolic process. The coding region runs from base 174 to 2699 and encodes 841 amino acids. Gene Ontology annotation, molecular function: beta-galactosidase activity; carbohydrate binding.